This is a messenger RNA of Drosophila grimshawi, 1463 nucleotides long. It is a transcript of the gene Cpr100A, whose product is annotated as cuticle protein 3. Lineage: Eukaryota; Metazoa; Arthropoda; Insecta; Diptera; Drosophilidae. Gene Ontology annotation, molecular function: structural constituent of chitin-based larval cuticle. The transcript has 3 exons. The record is from RefSeq and is a predicted model, not a curated record. Bases 195 to 914 code for a protein of 239 amino acids. Gene Ontology annotation, cellular component: chitin-based extracellular matrix.
GUUCACUUACAAAACCCAUUGCCGUCACUCUGCCAACUCUAAACUCCUUGUUAACGGACUAACUCAUACAAUAUAUAUAAAUAUAUUGUAUAUAAAACACGUAAAGGCGCCGCAUCGCGUGUGAUUCCCCCCAAUUCCCGAUUAUCGUGCAGUUUACGUUGUAGCUUUUUCAAGGAUAAACCCAAAUAACAAAUAUGUUUCGCUUUCUCGCAUUAACCACACUCGUCAGUCUGGCUGUGGGCCAGAACUAUCACCAGGAUCCCAAGACGGCGGCCAUUAUUAGUGAGCAGCGUUAUUUGUCUGGCGAUGGUAAAUUUGGUGCUGCCUACACACAGGAGGAUGGCAUCAAUUUCAAAGAGGAAACCGACUCGGAUGGCACUCGCCACGGCAGCUACAGCUAUGUGGAUCCAUCGGGCCAACGUCGCACCAUCUCGUACACAGCGGGCAAGAAUGGCUUUCAGGCGUCGGGUGAUCAUUUGCCAGUGGCACCACCUGCACCACCACAGCCCGUGCCCACUUCGGGCUAUCAGCCACAGCAGCAGUACCAGCCACAGCAGCAAUACCAUCAGGCACCACAGGCUCCGCAAUCCUCAUUCCGUAGCAACGACUAUGGCGAUGAUGGUUCCUACGAUACACGCUACAAUGAUCCCUCUUUCGGUCAGAGCCAGCAGUCGUAUCAUCAGCCUGCUCCUCAGCCACAGUAUCGUCCGGCACCGGCGCCAGUGCAACCCUCGUAUCAGCCAGCACCACAGCCCACUUACCACCAGCCCGCUCCUCAGCAGCAGCAGUAUCAACAGCCACAGCAGAAUUAUUAUACGACAACCACACCGAAUCCUCAUCGCUUUUCGCCACCUGGCAAGCUGUCGUUGAAUCGUACUCCGGACGGUUUCACCUACUCCUUCAACAAGGUCUAAGCGCUGGAGAGAGAAUCACAUAGAUUGAGCUCGUUUCUAAUUGUAAUCUUAUGUAAUCUUUCAUUUAUUCACGCUAUCCCCCACUACAGCUCCUAUGUCUCUCUAUAUAUAUAUAUAUGUAUAUCUGUCUCUCUCAUUCUGUCAGACUAUUUCUUCUUUGUCUUCUGUUUUCUAUUCAGUUCUUAACUUCAUCAAAACUCUUUUGUGAUAUGUCCAAGAAAGAAAAUGAAUUGAAAAGCUCCUAGCAGUUUUUGCUUGUAAUUUAGAAUACUCCUCCUCAAUACUCAAUACUGUUUAAAAAACAAGAACAACACAUCCCAAUUCCACUGUCCUAAUAAAUUUGUAAGUGUGUGCGGUCGAAGAAGACGUUAAAGAAAAUGUUAUAAGAUGUUUUAAUAUCUAAACGGGGGCCACGGGACGUAUAAGCAAUAUAAGUAUUGUAUAUAUUGUAUGAUAAACAGUUGUAUUUACCAUUUUAUAGACACUUAAGCAAUACAUAUAUGGAUUCUGACGUGCCGCAAGCAAUAAUUAUUUUUAUUUCAAUUCUCA